Messenger RNA from Aureobasidium vineae, 720 nucleotides. Lineage: Eukaryota; Fungi; Ascomycota; Dothideomycetes; Dothideales; Saccotheciaceae. The record is from the annotation of a GenBank genome assembly.
AUGUACCUGAUAGAGCGAAUCGCGAGCGCUGGUCGACUGCCGGCAGUGAACACGGUUGUCAACGGCCGCCAUGGCCGCAUCUGGAGCCAACAACGUCUAUAUUUAUACCGUUUCUCUCCAGACCAAGGCAUUUGUGAACCCGCGCUAUCGACAAGGCGUAUUGAUAGGGUAGUUCUUGGUAGGGCAAUGGGCAGCAAAGAGGUUUUCUUUGAUAUGCAUCUCAUCAACACACUCCUUCUCGGCGCCGGUGCUGCCUCGGUGGUCAGCGCAGCCACCACGCCUCAGUAUCUCACUCUCGGCACUCUCAACUCAAACACACCCAGCGGCAUCAAGACGCCCGCCUACUCCACCAUCACCUUCCCCAUUACCGACUCCAAGACCAAAGCCUCAACCACCUGCAUCAUCCAAUGGGACUGGACUAAANAGCUCACUUCCUCAUGGACACCCUGCAAAGACACCGCCUUUUCCAUCAAAGUCUCCAACUACAAGACCAUGACGGAUUUCAAGCUGGACUUGCAGCAUCAGUACAACACCAAGACUGGCAAGAAGUGUGUUAACCCCAAUGGUACUGGGUGCACUACUACGCUUGCUUCGACUACGGUUUCGAAGUCUGUGGUGGGCUUUCAGAGUUAUUGUGGUGCUUCGGGGGCUUGUGGUGCUGUUGGGAAAAAGGGUUUGAAGGUUGCCGUGUCGUCGUCUAAGACUGGUACUCAGAAGUAG